This is a messenger RNA of Oncorhynchus keta (chum salmon), 2189 nucleotides long. It is a transcript of the gene acp7, whose product is annotated as acid phosphatase 7, tartrate resistant (putative). The transcript has 14 exons. The record is from RefSeq and is a predicted model, not a curated record. Gene Ontology annotation, molecular function: metal ion binding; acid phosphatase activity. Bases 195 to 1520 code for a protein of 441 amino acids. NCBI's taxonomy places the organism in Eukaryota, Metazoa, Chordata, Actinopteri, Salmoniformes, Salmonidae.
UUCUAAGAAGUCAUAUAUUCCGAUCUAAUGAGCUUGGUUUCUGAACCCAAACGAAGCCCCGGUUCCUUUCCUGAACUGUGACCAGAGACUUUGUUGGGGAUUCAUUAACCUCGUCCCCAGGCUCAGAUUGGCUGGUGGACGUUAUUGGGAUUCAUAAAUGCGGACUGUGCAGAAGUAGACCAGACAGAGCAAAGAUGGUGUCUGUUGUUGGUGCUGUGUUCGUUGCGUUGAGCUUGGCACCCCUGCUAGUGCUUAGUGUUCCUCCCAUUGGGACCCAGCCUGAGCAGGUGCACAUUUCCUAUGCAGGGUUCCCUGGCUCUAUGGAGAUCACCUGGACCACAUUCAAUGAGACGGAGGAGAGCACCGUGGAGUACGGCCUGUGGGGCGGACGGCUGUUUGAGCUUACAGCCAAGGGCAAAGCUACUCUGUUUGUGGAUGGAGGAUCAGAGGGGAGGAAGAUGUACAUCCACAGGGUCACUCUGACUGAUCUGAGACCUGCCUCUGCUUAUGUGUACCACUGUGGCAGUGAGGCUGGCUGGAGUGAUGUAUUCUCCUUUACUGCUCUGAAUGAGAACACUAGCUGGAGUCCCAGGUUUGCCGUCUAUGGGGACAUGGGCAAUGAGAACCCUCAGUCUCUGGCCAGACUGCAAAAGGAGACCCAGGUCGGGAUGUAUGAUGUCAUCCUACACGUUGGGGACUUUGCAUAUGACAUGCAUGAGGACAACGGCAGGAUUGGAGAUGAGUUCAUGCGUCAGAUCCAGUCCAUAGCUGCCUACGUGCCCUAUAUGACCUGUCCUGGGAACCACGAGGCUGAAUACAACUUUUCCAACUACAGGAACCGCUUCAGCAUGCCAGGACAGACUGAGAGUCUAUGGUACAGCUGGAAUGUAGGAUCAGCCCAUAUCAUUUCUCUCUCCACUGAGAUCUACUUCUUUCUUGAUUAUGGUGUGGACCUCAUCUUCAAGCAGUACGAGUGGCUUAAAAAGGACCUUGAGGAGGCCAACAAGCCAGAGAACCGAGCAGAGCGCCCCUGGAUCAUCACUAUGGGACACAGACCCAUGUACUGCUCUAACAACGACAAAGACGACUGCACCCAGUUUGAGAGUUAUGUCCGCCUCGGACGGAAUGACACAAAACCGCCAGCGCCAGGUCUGGAGGAUCUAUUAUAUCUAUACGGAGUGGACCUGGAGCUGUGGGCCCAUGAACACACAUAUGAGAGGUUGUGGCCUGUCUAUGGCUACAAGGUCUUCAAUGGGAGCAUCGAACAGCCUUAUGUAAACCCCAAAGCCCCAGUACAUAUCAUCACAGGCUCUGCUGGCUGCCGUGAGAAUCAUGAUCCGUUCGUCCCUAAUCCGAGGGACUGGAGUGCCUUCCGCAGUACAGAUUAUGGAUACACCCGCAUGCAGGUGCACAACACCACCCAUCUGUACCUGGAGCAGGUCUCCGAUGACCAGUAUGGUAAGGUGAUCGACAGCAUCUGGGUGGUGAAGGAAAAACACGGAUUCUCAGCCUGGUUCUGAAGACCCCAAGAAACCCAGCCAAUCAAAUCAACAUCUCUUCUCAGGAAAUGCACUUUGAAACCUAAUCAUGGUGAACUGCACUGUUGACUGCUAUCAAACCAAUCAUAGGAAAAUUAUUAUUUUCCAAAUAAUGGAUAUCUUUGCACACAGGCCCAUCCGUGGAGGACCAUUAGGGAUUAGACACAUGUUUCAGAAUGGGAGGAAAAGCGAAUCUUCAGAUUUCAAACUGUCUGCUCAUAUUUAUGCUGUCUUCUGUUGGUUAUUCAAGAAUCAAGAUGAAAUCAGUGAAUUAGCUGAGCACAUUGAGAGAGGCCCAAACCUGAGGUGACAGUUAUUUUAUACAGUAGAUCACAAUCAUAUCUCUGUACAUCUUAGUUUCAUUCAAAUGGGCACAAUGUGGUUAGUUUCCCAUGAUAAAUGGUUGUAAGGGGCCUACAUUUUAUAACAGUCUACUCAUAUUGCUACCUAGAUUUGUAUGUAUCUGUUAAAUGUUUAACAUAAAAAAAUGUAUAUUGUUAGUGAGAAAGGAACAAACAAACGGUUGUUUAAAGCACCAAUAGAAAAAUGCUAUGAUUCAAUGUAAAUCGUCUCAUUUUACUGUCUUGUUAAGAAUGGUACUGUAAAACAAGGCAUCAGACUUAACUAUAUCAAUAAAUCCUGUCUUUUCAA